AUGAAUACAUCACUCCAUACACCAAAGAAGAAUAGUCAGUUCUCUGUUGGCUCUCCUCCUCAACCAAAUUCUAUUCAACAAUCAUCAAUUGCCUCUGUCGGAUCACCUUCAACUUCUGCUUCUCUAUUGACUGGCAUUGAUUUUAAGGCUAUUGAGGAUAUGGAUCCAUCGUUAGCAGAAGGACAUAGAACAAUCUUUGAUAAGGAAAUACCAAUUGAAUUACGUACUCAAGAUCAAAAUGAGUCUGACAAUGAUCUAGGAACCCUUGAAGCUAUCAGAGUUAAAAUCCUCAUCUUGGAAGGAGAACACGAAGACGAGGCUCAUGUAAAGUUGGAACUUACUUCCGAGUCUGAUCUUUUCUUCCAUUAUUCUCACACUGUUGGAAGACAACAAUUUAUUGGCCUGCAACAAUCCCAAAAGUUGAUGGUUGAUUUCCCAAAUUAUCCAAAAAUGUUGAGCAAGAUGUUGAAUGCUUGUGUCAAGGAACCAGAAAGUUUCUUAUGUAUCUUGAUUAUGGAAAGAGAUGGAAAAGGAUUGCUUAAUUUUGUUCAAAAUAUGGAAUACAAGGUAAGUGUUUGA
Messenger RNA from Naegleria gruberi, 579 nucleotides. RefSeq lists its product as uncharacterized. Gene Ontology annotation, cellular component: centriole. Bases 1 to 579 code for a protein of 192 amino acids. Gene Ontology annotation, biological process: centriole replication. NCBI's taxonomy places the organism in Eukaryota, Heterolobosea, Eutetramitea, Acrasida, Naegleriidae. The transcript has a single exon. The record is from RefSeq and is a predicted model, not a curated record.